Hyaloperonospora brassicae is the source of this 2079-nucleotide messenger RNA. NCBI's taxonomy places the organism in Eukaryota, Oomycota, Peronosporomycetes, Peronosporales, Peronosporaceae. The record is from the annotation of a GenBank genome assembly.
AUGACGAGUCGUCGUCCGCCUCCCCCCUAUUCCUCGAGCGCCGUCGACCUGUCUCGUCCCAGCGACACGCACUCGCCUACAUCUGCAGCGGCACGUCGUCCCUUCUUCCCUACGUACACCACACUCGCCGCCCGCGACUCACCGCGCUCGAAAGUGUGGACCUAUUGGGACGAGAGUGUUGGUCACGGCGGGCGUCGCCUCGCCGCAACGCUCCGCCGCCAGUGGCGUGCGCCCUGUCGCAAAUCGACCACCGAAACGGUCGGGUUGUCCCGUUUAUGCACGGCGGCAACUUCAACCUGCACGUACUACAGGCGCCACGUCGGCACGUGCCAGCGCGAAGUCCUCUGUGGCGUCGCGGCUAUGCUCCUGAUGAUGCCCGAGACGGUCGCGUUCAGCUACGCGGCCAACGUCGACCCCGUGCACGGCCUGUACGCCACGGGCCUCCUCGGCCUCACUGUGAGUCUGCUGGGCGGCGUACCGGCGACGGUGGCCGGGGCCGCGGGCGCGAUUGCAAUGGUCCUGCCCGCCAUCACGAGCAGCUCGGGCGCUUUGGGCCACUUGACGCCCGACGAGCGGCGCGAGCACUUGUUCGUCGCCGUGACGCUCGCGGGCGUCUUGGAGCUCGGCUUUGGCCUCGCGGGCCUCUCGACGCUCUUUGCGAUGAUCCCGCGCACGGCUCACAUUGGCUUCCUCAACGGCCUCGCCGUCAUGAUGUUCCUGUCGCAAAAGACUACGAUCCAAACGUGCGCGCACGACGACGGCUCGAGCUUUGGCGCGUGUGAAGUUGCAGGGGACCUCAAGUGGAUGGCCGCCGCGUCUCCCACGACGUGGGUCACGAUCGGACUCGUGCUGCUGACCAUGGCGAUCAUGCACUACUUCCCCAAAGUGCCGUAUCUGGGCCCUCGCGUCCCGCCCACGCUCGUUGCAGCAGUAGUGGGCGUCGGCUUCGAGUUUGGCCUCAAUCGGCCGCUGCUCGGGUACGACGUGCGGACGAUUGGGGACACGUCGCCGCUCAGCGGUGGGCUACCGCCCUUUGCGCUGCCUGCGUUCCAAGACGUGCAGGACUGGGGCGUUGUGCUCUCGACAGCAGCGAGUGUCAUGGCCGUCGGACUGUUUGAGUCCCUCAUGACGCUGCAGUCUGUCGUGGAUCUGAAGAAGGAGCAGCUGUCGCAAAAAGCUACGCGCAAAGAGUGUAUUGCACAGGGCAUUGGCAACAUUUUGUGUGGCUUCUUCUCGGGCAUGGGAGGCUGCUCCAUGAUCGCGCAGUCCAAUGGAAACGUGCUCAACGGCGGUCGGUAUCGUCUCUCGGCGUUCGUGGGCGGCGUGUCGACUUUCCUGGUCGUGCUGUUUGCAAGUUCGGUGAUUGAGCACGUGCCCGUCGCUUGUCUUACGGGUAUCCUCUUCGUGAUCGUCAUCCACACGUUCUACUGGCCAUCGCUGAUGCUCAUCUUCCGCGCCAAGAUCGAAGACACGAUCGCCAUUGUCCUCGUGACUGUGCUAGCUGCGGCGACGAACCUCGCCAUUGCAGUCAUCGCUGGCGUGAUCUGGCAGUGCCUCGUCAAUAGCUGGCAGAGCGGCCGCAAGCUCGCGUUUCACACUGACACGGAAGUUGUGUCGGUUGUCAGCACUUGCAUCGACAGCGAGCUGCGCACGCAUCAAGAAGUGGCCAAGCUGUACUACGUGACCGGCCCAUUUCUCUUCUCCUCCGUGGCUUCGUUUCGCGAGUUCUUUGACGUGCUGCAUGACCCGAACGUCGUUAUUGUGGACAUGCGCAACUCCACAUUGGGUGACUUUUCGGCUGUUGCAGCGCUGCGUGAAGCUGCUGUGCGCUAUCGAGAUGCUGGCAAGACGCUCGUAGCUCGCAAUCUCGAUGCGCAGUCGCUGGACCUGUUGGACCACGACGUUGGCUGGGCUUCUGUCGACUGCAUUCAAGUGGCAACACCUGGUGCUGUUGCUGCUGGCGAUGAGCUCGCGAAGAGCACGACCGACAAAGAACGCGCGUCUCAGACAUCGCUGCAUCAAUUGCACACUCCGUUACCAGGCGAGAGUACCGCCGCUUAUGGUCCUGCUGGGCCGUAG